Messenger RNA from Sesamum indicum (sesame), 2744 nucleotides. RefSeq names its product Rab escort protein (gene REP). Gene Ontology annotation, biological process: intracellular protein transport; protein geranylgeranylation; vesicle-mediated transport. NCBI's taxonomy places the organism in Eukaryota, Viridiplantae, Streptophyta, Magnoliopsida, Lamiales, Pedaliaceae. The record is from RefSeq and is a predicted model, not a curated record. Gene Ontology annotation, molecular function: GDP-dissociation inhibitor activity. Gene Ontology annotation, cellular component: nucleus; cytoplasm; cytosol.
GAUUAUUCCUAAUGUGGGUAGUAAACAUGGCCUUGGGGAAAAACGAGUGCGCCAUUUUGUUCCCAGUUGUAAGACUCGUGCUUUCACUUAUACACUCCCAAUUGUAUAAUGAACCAUUCCACUCCCACUUUCCUCUUCUCCUUACUGUUCAAAGAAGCAUUCCACCACCGCCGUCACCUGCCACUCAAAACCACUCACACACCACCUUCUGCCUCUCGUACGCGCAGACAAAGCUCUCAACCCGCCAUCAUUCGGAGGUAUAGUAGCAGUGAGAAACCGUUAUAGCGGCCGACAUCUCGUUCGCUCCACUGCAUCUAUAUGAUAUUGCGGCUCAACCCCAAAUCCCCAACCUUCCGCCGAUUUUUUAAGUGCAUAAGCUUCACUUGCUAUUGAGCACCGAAAGUCCAUCUGUUCGCGUCUCGCCGAUGGAGGAAACUACGUCUUACCCAUCCAUCGAGCCCUCUAAUUUCGACCUAAUCGUCGUCGGCACCGGCCUCCCGGAAUCCAUCAUUGCCUCAGCUGCGUCUGCGGCGGGAAAAACCGUCCUACACCUCGAUCCUAACCCAUUUUAUGGUACCCACUAUGCAUCCCUCCCCCUCAACGACCUAGUGUCUUUCCUUGAAUCCCAAUCCGGACCCCAAUCUCAACCACCCGAAACCUCCAGUGAUCAUGCUUCUAUCUCUCUCGUGACUCGCCCUCUCUACUCCGCGCUGGAAAUCAACACAUACUCAUCUGAACCCAUCGACAACUCCAGAAAAUUCAACCUUGACUUGGCAGGUCCUCGCUUCUUCUUCUGCUCGGAUUCAAUCAUUGAUUUGAUUCUCAAGACGGGAAUUAAUCAGUACAUGGAGUUCAAGAGUGUGGAUGCCAGCUAUGUGAGCGACGCGGAGGGCAAAUUGGAGAAUGUGCCUGACAGCCGGAGUGCUAUCUUUAAGCAUCGGAGUCUGUCCUUAUCUGAGAAAAAUCAAUUAAUGAAGUUCUUCAAGCUCGUACAGGGGCAUUUUGGGAACGAAAGUGAGGAGGAUAAGAUACCUGAACAGGAUUUGGAGAGUCCAUUUGUGGAGUUUUUGACCAAAAUGGGGUUGUCGCAGAAGCUAAAAUCGAUUAUUUUGUAUGCGAUAGCACUGGCUAAUUAUGAUCAGGACAACUUGGAGGUUUGCAAAGAUAUUAUCAAUACUAAAAGUGGGAUAAAUCAUUUGGCACUAUAUCACUCGUCCAUUGGCAGGUUUCCUAAUGCAAAUGGUGCUAUGAUAUACCCGAUUUAUGGUCAAGGGGAACUUCCUCAAGCUUUUUGUCGUCGUGCUGCCGUCAAGGGGUGCAUUUAUGUCUUGCGGAUGCCCGUAGUUGCUGUGCUCAUGGAUAAGGAUGAUGGUACGUAUAAGGGUGUCAAGCUAGUCUCGGGUCAGGAGUUAUUCAGCCCUCAGCUCAUUGUUGCUCCGUCUUUCACGUUUCCAUCAACUCUGGGUCCUUCUCCUGCACAGGUGGCAAAUUCUUGUGAUGCCAAAGAGAAGGUUGCUCGGGCAAUAUGCAUUGCAAAGAAGUCUCUAAAACCAGAAGUCGCUAAUUGUUUGGUUUUCAUCCCUCCAAGAUCUUUGUACCCAGAACAAAUUACGUCCAUCCGUGUACUCCAGUUAAGUGGAAAUGUUGCAGUUUGCCCUUCUGGGAUGUUUGUGACUUAUCUGUCGGCGAUGUGUGGUAAUGUUGAAGAGGGGAAAAAAUUAAUAAAUGCAGCCAUAAAUGCACUAUUCUCUCUGCCUACCCCUGGAAACUCUGAAAAGAGUGCCGCUGAUAGUUUAAGUGAGCAUAUUGAAGAAAAACCCAGAUUGCUUUGGAAUGCUUUGUAUAUUCAAGAGCUGACUACGGGUUCUUUUGACUCCAUCAGCCGCACAAUGAUGCCAGAUGAGCAUCUAGACUAUAAUAAUCUUCUGGAUGCAACGGAAAAGCUAUUUCGGGAAAUAUAUCCUAAUGCAGAAUUCUUCUCUGUAACAACCUUAUCUGAUGAGAAUCUGGAUGAUGGUGGUUCUGAGCUAGAUCCAUAGAGGAAAACUCUUGUUAUUGUUUGGAUAUUUUAAAGCCUGUCUCCUGCUGGAGCUCUGGUACAUGCUUCUGUUUCUCAGCACAGUGGAGUUUGUGAAUUGCAUAUUUUGUCACCUCUAGUAUUAAUCAUGGAAAUGAAAGAUGUGAAAGGUGUAAGUUAUAUUUCGGUGCAAAAGGUAUAAGUUAAAUUUGCCUCCAUGCUUUCUCACUCAUGCUUGACUGUGCACAUAGUCAUGGUGGAAGAUGUUUUUGGCGGUUACACUGCCUUAUUCAAUUAGCACAGUUGUCAAAUUCCAUGGAUUCUCUUUCCUCCAAUACGAGCUUCCAGGAACUAUCCUGCUAUUUUCAGUUGUUUAGGCAUGCGGUCUUGGAUCAUUGGUCUUCAGAAAGAUUUCAAUCCCUAGGUAUAUUAAUUUCUUACCUUCGAUGAGGCCACUUCAAGAAUUUGCACUUUUUGUAUUGCUGAAGCCAAUGUGCAGCUGAUGUUUGGUCAAGAAAACGGGCUUUAAUACCAGUGUCUUUUAUGACAGUAGUCUCCAAUCUACUGUGAAGAUCAUCUUGUGUGUCAGUGGUAGUAUAUUGGUACUUCCUCAUUUGAGCUGAUCUUGUGUAAGGUUGGCUACUUGUAAUGUAAUUACUGUACAUGUAUUAUCCUCGUCGAAACGUUCAUGAAUUUGUGAAUCGAAGCAAAUUUGUGUAGUUUCAAA